Messenger RNA from Paramisgurnus dabryanus, 577 nucleotides. RefSeq names its product histone H4. Gene Ontology annotation, molecular function: structural constituent of chromatin; protein heterodimerization activity; DNA binding. Lineage: Eukaryota; Metazoa; Chordata; Actinopteri; Cypriniformes; Cobitidae. The record is from RefSeq and is a predicted model, not a curated record. Gene Ontology annotation, cellular component: nucleosome.
AUGUCCGGAAGAGGCAAAGGCGGUAAAGGACUCGGAAAAGGAGGCGCUAAGCGUCAUCGUAAGGUUCUGCGUGAUAACAUCCAGGGUAUCACCAAACCCGCCAUCCGUCGUCUCGCUCGCCGUGGUGGUGUCAAGCGUAUCUCCGGUCUGAUCUACGAAGAGACCCGCGGUGUGUUGAAGGUGUUUCUGGAGAAUGUUAUCCGUGACGCCGUCACCUACACCGAGCACGCCAAGAGAAAGACCGUCACCGCUAUGGAUGUCGUGUACGCGCUGAAGAGACAGGGACGCACACUGUACGGUUUCGGAGGUUAAACGAGUAAAAGGAAAAAACAAAACCCAACGGCUCUUUUAAGAGCCACCCAAACUUUCAUCUAAAGAGCUGAACCUUAAAGUGACAUUUCUUAAUUUUAAAUGUUUAAUGUGGUUCAUUGAGAUGCGUUUUUCAUAAAACGUACACUUUCUGACACUGAUAAUUUUUGAUGUUUGUGGUAAACUGUUUUUUUUUUUAAAACUGUGUGUUUGGUAUCAUUGAGCACAAAUACGUAAUGUUAUUGUUUCUUUAUUCCUCUUUGCGAUU